Messenger RNA from Cylindrotheca closterium, 1107 nucleotides. The record is from the annotation of a GenBank genome assembly. NCBI's taxonomy places the organism in Eukaryota, Bacillariophyta, Bacillariophyceae, Bacillariales, Bacillariaceae.
AUGGUUGCUGAAGCUGGAGACAAACAAUGCGAAGUCGUCCUUGUUGGAUGCGGUGCCCCCAUGCGUGGUAUGGGAUGGUACCACGCCGUUCAAAUGUUGAAGAACAAAUGUCCAUCGGCCAAGCUUUGCUUCAUCGUUGAACCGUGGUUCAUGGGAGCAGGUGCCAGCGGACCAGGUGGCCCAGAAUUUGCUGUUUUCCAAAAGGAAGCCGAAGAAAAGGAUGGAGUUCAAUUUUUUAAUAGUGUCAAGGAUCUUCCUCCAAUUGCUGACGGCAAGAAACGCCUGGCUCUUAUUUCUGGCCGAACUGCCGACAACCCAAGACUCUUGACUGAAUGUAUUGAAGGCAAGAUCUCCACGAUCUACUUGGAAAAACCAGGUGCUCCAACCGUUACCGAGCUUUCCAAAAUGAGAGACGAGGCCAAUGCCGCCGGUGUUGCGGUGUUGAUGGGAUACAACAAGAAUGUCUGCAAGUAUGUCUCCAAGGCACGUGAAUUUGCCGCUGCCCACGAGGGAUCCCACAUCACCUUCGUUUCCAACAAUGCCUAUGAAAACACUCCUGAAUCUUUGGGCGAGUGCUUUGAGCGUAAUCGUGAGGGUAUGCUUAAGAACAUGGCCAUCCACGAGCUUGCCUUGUUGGUUUCUUUCUUUGACGUCAAGGUCGAGACUAUUGAAAAGUGCGUCGCCGAUAAGGAUUUCUCUUCUUGCCAAACUUUGAAGGGACCCUCUGGAAAUGAUUUCACCGAUUUUGACAAAAUCAAGUUCACCAUCACCACCAAGAGUGGCAAGUCUGUCAGUGUCUCCGCCGAUCGUUGUGGCGGUGAUGUUUCCUGGGCCAAGGUCGAUGUCAACGGAGAAGAAAAGUUCCGCCACACAAUGCCCGAUGAAGAGGACAAUGCCAAUGUCACUGUGUUGCAAAAGGAAUACCCCGGAGCCAUGCCUUACUUCUUCUCUCAAGAUCCUGACUACAUCACUGUCAAGGAGAAGGUUGCUGAUUUCUGCGCCAAUGGAACAGAACCCACUGGAAUUGCUACUAUUGACAUUGCUGUCGAAACCCUCCGAGUAGCGGAGUACUUGACUCCCACCUUAAAAGAGCAAUUGCUCGGUUAA